UUACACUACAACGCAACCAUCUAUCUCUCCAACUACAUCGCCACCAUGGAUGUCAUUGGCAACAAGACUCGAAAUUUCGGUUUUGGAGUAGCAAAUAUGGGCUCAGAGCCUAACGGCUGCUAUGGCCUUGCCCAGUGCUAUGGAGACCUCUCCUCCCUCGACUGCUAUCUUUGCUAUGCCCAGGCUCGCAUUGUUAAUCCCAAAUGCUACCGUUACACUGGGGGCAGCACCUACAUGGAUGGUUGCUUCUUGCGUGCUGACAAUUAUAACUUCUUCCAGGAGUUUACAGGUCCUGGAGACAAGGCUGUGUGUGGAAAUACAUCGCGAAAGGGACCUGGGUUCCAGAAGUCAGUCAGGAAAGCUGUGUUGGACGCAGCUGCAGCGGCACCACACCAGGGAGGCUACUCCAAGUCUGAGGUGCAUGUGCCGGGAUUGAGAAAUGAGUCAGCUUAUGUGCUGGCAAAUUGCUGGAGAACAUUGAAUGUAACCUCUUGCAGAGCUUGUUUGGACAAUGCAUCAGCAUCCAUGAUGGGUUGCUUGCCAAGGUCAGAAGGGCGGGCACUGUACACAGGGUGCUUCAUGAGGUAUUCGGACACAAACUUCCUGAAUGAAGAACAAAGUGGUAGACAAUCAAAAGGGAACAAAGUAAUGAGGGUAGUUGCUAUUCUGAGUUCUUUGGCUGCUUUAAUGAUUGGGGUGGCUAUUGGAGUUUACACUUGGAGGAAAAGAAGAAUUCAAAAGAAAAGAAGAGGUACAAAUGAUGUGGUAAAAAUGGCAAAGAUGCUUCAUGACAGUAGCUUGAAUUUUAAGUACUCUACACUUGAAAAGGCCACCGGAUCUUUUGAUGAUACCAACAUGCUCGGUCGAGGAGGAUUUGGAACAGUUUACAAGGGAGUUCUGCCUGAUGGAAGGGUGAUUGCUGUAAAGAGGCUUUUCUUUAAUAACAGAUACAGAGCUUUAGAUUUCUACAAUGAAGUUAACAUGAUAAGCACCCUGGGACACAAGAAUUUGGUCAGAUUGUUGGGUUGCAGCUGUUCAGGACCAGAAAGCCUUCUUGUCUAUGAAUUUCUCCCUAAUAAGAGCCUUGACCGGUUCCUCUUCGAUCGAAACAGAGGUAAAACACUGAAAUGGGAAAGAAGAUUUGAAAUAAUCAAAGGGACAGCUGAAGGUUUGGUCUACCUUCAUGAGAACUCCAAUGUUAGAGUCAUCCACAGAGAUAUAAAAGCCAGCAACAUCCUAUUAGAUUCAAAGCUGCGAACUAAAAUUGCUGAUUUUGGGUUGGCAAGGUCUUUCCAAGAAGAUAAAAGCCACAUCAGUACUGCUAUUGCAGGAACACUAGGGUAUAUGGCUCCAGAGUACCUAGCCCGUGGUCAGUUAACAGAAAAGGCAGAUGUCUAUAGCUUUGGGGUGCUUUUACUAGAGAUUGUUACUGGAAUGCAGAAUAGCAAAAACGAAACAUCUGAGAACUCUAAUAGUCUUGUCACUGCUGCAUGGAAACAUUUUCAACUGGGGACAGCAGAGAAUCUUUUCGAUCCAAAUUUGAUGUUGCACAGCUACAAUCACAAUGAUGACAUGAAGAAGGAGAUUUUAAGGGUAGUGCAUGUGGGACUUUUGUGCAUGCAGGAGGUUCCUUCAUUGCGACCAUCAAUGUCAAAGGCCCUACAAAUGCUGUUGAAGAAGGAUGAACAACUCCCUGCACCCACCAAUCCACCUUUUAUGGAUGUGAGUACAAUGGAGCUCAGUGACACAUGCAGAGACCAACUUCAUCCUCCCAGUACUUUACUUUCAGUUGGUACUGUUUAA
This is a messenger RNA of Telopea speciosissima, 1803 nucleotides long. RefSeq names its product cysteine-rich receptor-like protein kinase 2. Bases 46 to 1803 code for a protein of 585 amino acids. Gene Ontology annotation, biological process: protein phosphorylation. NCBI's taxonomy places the organism in Eukaryota, Viridiplantae, Streptophyta, Magnoliopsida, Proteales, Proteaceae. The transcript is spliced from 7 exons. The record is from RefSeq and is a predicted model, not a curated record. Gene Ontology annotation, molecular function: protein kinase activity; ATP binding.